Syngnathus acus (greater pipefish) is the source of this 4671-nucleotide messenger RNA. It is a transcript of the gene fnip1, whose product is annotated as folliculin interacting protein 1. Lineage: Eukaryota; Metazoa; Chordata; Actinopteri; Syngnathiformes; Syngnathidae. Gene Ontology annotation, cellular component: cytoplasm. Gene Ontology annotation, molecular function: ATPase inhibitor activity; protein-folding chaperone binding. The coding region runs from base 283 to 3507 and encodes 1074 amino acids. The transcript is spliced from 18 exons. The record is from RefSeq and is a predicted model, not a curated record.
GAAGCCACCUCAGCCAAACUACUGUACCUUUAACACCGUUUAAAAAAAAAACAAAAAGCCCGUUUUGAUGGGCAGCGCGAAAGGGGCUGUAAACAAGGGGAGGCAGUCAGCAGGACGUCGUUAGCCCGCCGCUUCAUUCUUGCCACUCGCGCCGCAAUCACCUGACACGUCUCAUGUUGUGUGAAUCCAGUCAGCCGUUAUUCUUAGAGGCUGAGCGAGCGCAGAGAGGCGGCUGCCGAGCGGGCCGGAGCGCCCGCUGGAAACACUGGCACCGUCGAAACCAUGCCCAGCUGGACGAUCCCCCAGCUGGAGCCAAGUCACAUCCGGCUCAUCGUGUACCAGGACUGCGAGAGGCGUGGCCGCAACGUGCUCUUUGAUUCCAACGCCAAAAAGAGGGGCACGGAUGACGCCCACCUUCCCGGCACGGAGGGCCAGGUGAAGAUCUUCAACAAAUAUUGCCGGCUUCGACCCACGGGGGGCAGCAGCAGCUCCCUGGACAGCUCCUCCUCGUCCUCCUGCGCGUCCGAGACGUCCAGGGAAACCAAAGAGCAGGGGCUCCGCUUCCAGGGUUCGAGGUGUUCGUCCGACGUGGUCAUGCUGGGGGAGAUGAUGUUUGGAUCGGUGGCCAUGAGCUACAAAGGCUCCACACUGAAAAUCCACCAGAUCAGGUCGCCACCACAGCUAAUGCUGAGUAAGGUGUUCACAGCCAGGACGGGAGGCAGCGUGUACGGCAGCCUCAACACGUUACAGGACAGUCUCGAGUUCAUUACGCAGGACAGCAGCAACACCCUCCGGCCUGAUCAAAACGCCGCGCCAAAUAAUCUCCUGGGAAACAUAGGAUUUUCUCAGCUCUGCAGCCCUCGACGGGCCUUCUCUGAGCAAGGUCCGCUGCGUCUCAUCAAAAGUGCAUCUUUCUUUUCAGGUCACAGUCACCCCAUGGAUAUGCCGGGCCGAGGGUUGUACGACGAGCGGGACAGCGGCAUCGCCCGCUCAGCAUCGCUGAGCAGCCUCCUGAUCACACCCUUCCCGUCGCCGGGCUCGUCUCUGACCAGCAGCUGUGCGUCCAGCUACCAGCGACGGUGGCGGCGCAGCCAGACCACCAGCCUGGAGAACGGUGUCUUCCCGCGCUGGUCGGUGGAGGAGAGCUUCAACAUGUCGGACGAGAGCGGCGGGCAGAGCUUGGGCUCGGCGCGCAAGAAGAAGAUCGCCAUCGGCGUCAUUUUCACGCUGUCGCCUAACACUGAGGAGAACAGCCGCUUCCAGGACUUCUUCUUCUCGCACUUUCCGCUCUUUGAGAGCCACAUGAACAAGCUCAAGAGCGCCAUUGAACAGGCCAUGAAGAUGAGCCGGCGGUCAGCUGAACCCAGCCAGAGGGCCUUGGCCUACAGCCGCAUGGUAGAUGGGCUCAACGAAUUCAGGAUGACCAUAUGCGACCUGUACAGCAUGCCCCGCGUGGUGGAGCCGGUCUGGCUGACCAUGAUGUCGGGCGUGUCGGAGAAGAACCACCUGUGCAGCCUCUUCAUGCGAGAGUUCUCACUGCUGAUGGAGCAGGCCUCCAAGAACCAGUUCCUCCCGGCGCUUCUGACGGCCGUCCUGACCAACCACUUGGCCUGGGUGCCCACGGUCAUGCCCAACGGCCAGCCGCCCAUCAAGAUCUUUCUGGAGAAGCACUCCUCGCCCUACGUGGACAUGCUGGCCAAGACGCACCCUUACAACCCGCUGUGGGCACAGCUCGGUGACUUGUACGGCGCCAUCGGCUCUCCCGUGCGCCUGGCCCGCACGGUGGCGGUGGGCCGCCGUCAAGACCUGGUUCAGCGCCUCCUCUACGUGCUGACGUACUUCAUCCGCUGCUCGGAACUGCUGGAGACACACAUGCUGGACGGCGUGGAGGACGAGGCCAUCGUCAUGCCCGGUUCGCUCAUCACCACCUCGCUGCGCAAGGGGGAGGUGGAAGAGUCGGACUACGUGCUGGUGACCGUGCACAAGCCCGCCGGCGACUACUUGGCGGAGAAGGAGGACGAGAGCGAGGGUGACGGCGCGGACGGGGGCCAAGCGUUCCGGAUUCUCCGGGAUGACGCUUGCCGGACUUCGGAGGAACCCGAGGGGCCCCGCAGGGAGUCUGGCAGCCCGUUGAGCGGCGAGGUCCGGCGGGAGACGGUGCUGCCCGUGGGCUCGUGCUCCCCGAGGGAACGGGGAGCGGAUGAGGGGUUGGCGAGGGACCCUGUCGGAGCGCCCCUGCUGGGCUUCCCCCCGGAGAAAAAGCCUCCGGAUAAGAAUUCCCCCCCUGAAUCCACCAUGUCGGGUCCCUUGUCGCUCAUUGUGACGGAGGAGCCGGCCGCCAAAGUCACCUUCCUCAUCGGGGACUCCAUGUCGCCCGAGUCGGACACCGAGAGCAGGCGGAGGAAGGUGGAGGAGGACAUGAAGAAGCACAGAAAGCUCCACCAUCUUGCGCCGCCGCCGCCACAGGACGCCCCGUCUUUGCAGCGGGUGUCCAGCAAACUCCCUCAGUGGAACCCCGACACUCCGGAUUACAGCCAAUUCGACGAGUACUUCUGCUCGGAGAACCCGGUGGAGACGAGGACGAUAGACGACGUAGCCAAACGGGAAGAGGCCAACGGCACCCUGGCCGCUCUUUACAAAGACCUUCUGGACCCCUCGGGGCCCGAACACCCCGCCCACAGCGGCGUGGACAACGCGAGCGACUCGUCGGACAUGCAGAGGAGGUGCAGGUGCGCCUCGACGGACUCGUGCGACAAGGGACUCGUCUUGUCCGUGCCCGUCCUCCAUCGGGACGGAGGCCACGGCGGUCAGGACCAAAAGUGCAAGGCGGCGCCCCUCAACGACUGGGAGAUUCCGCGCAACGAGAGCUCGGACAGCGCGCUGGGAGACAGCGAGAGCGAGGAGACUGAGGACUGGCAGGAGGAGGUGAUGGUGCCCUUCCCAGGCUCCAAACUGGUGGAGAACUACUCCAAGCCGACCAUCGCCAACUUUGGCCGCUCCUUGUUUGGGGGCUACUGCCCCACCUACGUGCCAGACUUUGUACUGCACGGGAUGCCCAGCGACGACAAGCUACGGCAGAGCCUCAUGGCUGAACUCACGCAUGCCGUCCAGCACCCGGUGCUGGACGAGCCCAUCGCCGAAGCCGUGUGCAUCGUGGCCGACACGGACAAGUGGACGGUUCAGGUGGCCAGCAGCCAGAGAAGAGCCACCGAUGUGGGCAAGCUGGGCAAAGAGGUGCUGGUGUCCAGCUUGGUGUCGGCGCUGCUGCACUCCACGCAGCAACUCUACAAGUUCAACAUGUCCCCCAACUUUUGCAUCAUGCACCUGGAGGACCGACUGCAGGAGAUCUACUUCAAGAGCAAGAUGCUGGCCGAGUACCUGAAGGGUCAGAAGAGAGUCCAUGUCAAAGAACUGGGCAUGGUCUUAGGAAUCGAAUCGAGCGACCUCCCGCUUCUGGCUGCCGUGGCCAGCACGCACUCUCCCUACGUGGCCCAGAUCUUGCUGUGAGGACGAGGGAACGCGUCCUGGCUUCCUUUUCCUUCUUCUGUAGACCUCAGACUGUUGCUGCUGACAGGUGCAGUACCCCAUCACACCACAGGAGGGUGCUGGUGGGCAAGAAAGAAAGAGUCAUGUUUGAAUUGUUUUUUUUUUCCCCCUUCGGACUCCAAGCCAAAGACUUUACAAGUUCAGGAGUGUUAGGACCUCACUGAAAAGAAGCUAAAUAAUGCACCACCAGAGUGAAGUCAGAGUCGUAUGAGAGAUAAAACGUAUAUUUUGGUGAGAUGUAUAUUUUCAGGGGGAAAAUUUGUAAUCUUACAGAAAUAUUAACCUGAUGAUUGUAAAGACUUCUUUGUUCUCAAAUAAGCGACUAAGCGGUUCUCGAACACACUAUUAGAUUCAGACUUUAUUCUGGUCAUGUCAUUAUAUUAAAAACUUCUUUUCAUUGUGGGCUUUACCAAUCCUUGGUACUUGAUUAACUUUUAAUUCAAAGAAAGACGCUUUGAGGUCAUUUUCUAUUCGAUUUUGUGCUUUUUCUGUACAAUCUCCGACAAGCCAGCUGCGGUGAAAAAAGUAUUUUAGAAAAAAGGAUGCCGAUUGAUUUUUUUCCAGCUUUUUUACAAGCCAAAUUGUACCCUUUCCCUCCCGUUCUUACUCAAAUAUACCAUGACAAACCGGUUCCGGAAAUUUCCAAACUACCUCAGAUGUUCUUAUGCAUCGCUCACAAAACUACCCUGAGGUCAUAUAUUAAAAAUAGAUCCAUUACUUUUUAAAAUCAUUUAAAUUUUUCCCUGUUGUUGAAUUGUUGCUGUCUAUUUUACAACCAAAACACAAAAUGCUGCAUAUGUUCACACUUUUCUACCUUGUUUACGGUGAGGCAUAACCAUGGAGGGUUCUUCUUUUUCUUUUUUUUUUUUUCAACAGUGCUUUCAUUCUUUUUGUCUUAAUGGGGAAAUGAUGAUGUCAUUGCAGGCUUCCAAACAGCCGCUAAUGUUGAUUAGCACUUGUUUGUGUUAAAGGCAUCCUUUGUAUAUGACUAAGUUAUUUUUGUGGACUGUACAAUUCAUUUCCAUGUAUUUAUACCUUUUCAACAAUUGUCUCCUCAGAAAUAUAUCUUUUUCCCAAUUUUAUGGGAAUGUUGUGCAAUAAAGAUGAAGACAUUUGGACAUAAAA